Messenger RNA from Acyrthosiphon pisum (pea aphid), 1777 nucleotides. Its product is annotated as folate transporter 1-like. The coding region runs from base 207 to 1547 and encodes 446 amino acids. The record is from RefSeq and is a predicted model, not a curated record. The transcript is spliced from 10 exons. Lineage: Eukaryota; Metazoa; Arthropoda; Insecta; Hemiptera; Aphididae. Gene Ontology annotation, biological process: vitamin transport; transmembrane transport. Gene Ontology annotation, molecular function: vitamin transmembrane transporter activity. Gene Ontology annotation, cellular component: plasma membrane.
UUAAUUUAAAUAUUAGUAGGUAUAGUAAUAUUAUGGUAGGUACCUAUGAUCGAUCCAUAUUAUUAGCUACCUAUAUAAUAUAUAGGUUAUAAUACAGGUAUUAUAACCUGGUAUCUAGUAACCUACCUAGUCUGAAGUGAACACCGAGCGUGUCGUAGCCCUAGGUAGCAAUUUACAGAAGGUAUAUUAAGGAUUAUUAGUUAGCGAUGGAAAGCUGGAAAAUAAUUACGUAUAAUGUCGCGGUAUAUAUGUUUUUAUUUGAAAUACGACCUCUUGAAACAUAUUUAACAGCCUAUCUUACUGGACCAGAUGGAAACGUUUCGCUUUCAGAAGUGGCUAAUUCUAUGGAGUCAAUCAGAUCGUAUUCAGCUCUCACUGCAACUGUAAUAAUGUUAGCCGUUUCCGAAUACUUUUACAAACCGGCCAUCAUAGCCUAUACGGUUUGUUCAUUUAUCGCCUAUAUCCUCAUGUCAGGCUCGCCGAGUUUGAUACAUUUGCGGGUCGGCGUGGCUGGCAUUGGUGCAACAUCGAACGCCUACAUAUUGGGUUUCAGCUAUUUGUACAGUCAAAUCAGUGACAGGAAACAGUAUCAAAAGGCAACCAGCAUUAUCUCAGUCAGCCUACAGCUAGGAAUUUUCUGCGGUUCUGUACUUUCGCAAUUAAUUGUCAGCAUGACUGGAGGAAUUUAUUCAAUUCUACCGUAUUUCAAUGCAUCCGCUAUGUUCUUAGCUGUAAUUUGCGCUUGUCUAUUUCCGACGAAAAAAAAACAUUCAUUUCAAAUGGAGAAUGUGCUUAAUGAAAAAACCAGACUUCUCGAAAAUGGCUUAAAAAAUAAAAUGGAAAUUCAUGAAAAAAAAAUCGUUAUAAUGAAAUCUAUUAAGUACAACACUGCAGUGGAAAAUACUUUCAAAGGAUUAUUGUUCGACUUUAAAGCUUCAUACUCGAACACAGUCGUGCUAAAACGGUCUAUUUGGUACAUAAUCAGUAUGGGAUCACAUUUUCAGAUUAUAACUAACAUGAAUGUAUUGUACACGUACAUCGUCAAUAAUCCAGGUAAUCAUGAUGUCUUGUUAAACGGAUACGCGGAGGCAACGAUCAGUUUGUGUGGAGCUGUGGGUGCCUAUUUAAUUGGAAAAGUGCAGUUAGAUUGGAUUUAUUACGGUGAUGCCGUUAUAGCGAUUUGCUCCUCUAUUAUGGGCAUUCUUAUGAUGUCAUGUUAUUAUCACGACCAUUUGUUUUUGAUAUAUUUAUCGUAUAUUGUAUACGGUAUAGUAAGUCAAAUGGUAUUCGUCUCAAAUUUCUCCGAAAUUGCGAAACGACUGAAGAAUCAGUGUUAUUCUUUGGUAUAUGGAGUUAAUUUAUUUGGGUCUUUAUUAAUAUCCACCUUCAUGACAAUAUUUUUCGUCCAAAUGAAUUUCUUGGAUAUUUCUAUUCCCGGUCGGGUACCACUACUUGUUUUUCAGUUUUUGUUCAUUGGUGGUUUAGACGUCUCCCUUGGAAUAGGAUUCUUAUUUUUAUCGUAUCUCAAAAUGACCAAGCCUCGAUGAUGAACUACACUACUUGUCAAUGUUAUAAUCUGGAUAAUUGUUGUGUUUAAUAAUAUUUUUCGAUGAAGAAGGGUAUUCAAUAGCAUAAAAUAUAUUAUAAUUAAUUGUAAAACAUUUGUUGCAGGAUGACUAUUAAUGAUUUACAUAAAUCCAAUGAAUAUUUUACUCAUGAAUUAGUAUGAUAAUAUUUAUCUUAAUAUGAGUAAAAUAAAUUGUGUUUUAUUUAUAUA